UCCACGUGUUGGCCUGAUCCGUACGUAAGAGACUGUGUGUAAGAUCAGCGAAAGAGGAACCGUCGUCCAGUAGGGCAAUUUCAGAAUCAUGGAGGAUUCUGCUGUCGAGAUUUUGUCAGCUUCUACGCCGAAGCCACGCAUUGGCAUUGAUGGUGGCGAUGAUAAUAAGAACUGGAGAAGAAGGGUCAAUGGUGUUGAAGUCUCUGUACCUAUUGUGUGUGGAUCGAUCGCUUUUUACCGCGGAAAGAAAGCUAAAGAAUACCGAACACAUAACUGGACUGUCUACGUACGUGGAGCUACAAAUGAGGAUCUCGGUGUGGUCAUAAGGAAGGUCAUCUUCCAUUUGCAUCCAAGUUUCAAGAGCCCUACUAGAGUUGUCGACUCGCCUCCUUUCACAUUGUCUGAGUGUGGCUGGGGAGAGUUCAAAAUCGAUAUCACCAUCUUCUUCCACGCUGAUGCCUGUGAAAGGAAGCUGGAGCUGUCUCACUUGUUGAAGCUGAACCCGGAGAUCUACAGUGGCCCUCAGUCUCCUAAUGUACCUGUUGUCACUGAGUCUUACAAUGAGAUUGUCUUCCCUGACCCUUUUGAGUGUUUCCUCUCCCGUGUGAAUAAUCACCCGGCUGUUCACGUAUCUAAGCUCCCAGAGGGACUCAACCUGCCUCCUCCAGGUGCAUUCUUGUUAUUGUCUCUACUGAAUCACUUGUUAUUGCUGGUGCAUGAUUUUCACUGUAAUGUUGCAGGAGACGCUGAUGAUGAAAGUUACUAUAAGAUGAAGAAAGGAGACACCAAAGAUCAUCCUCUCAGUCAUUGGUUUUUGAAGUUCUCAGACGCAGAUGAGCUUUUCAGACUUACGGACACUCGUCAGAAGGUACAAGCUGAUAUCGCCAAGCUAAAAAGACAGUUGGUAAUGGUAGAUGCGCAACCUGAAUAGUUUUAGUCUUCCUCUGGCUGUGAAUGUUAACAAAAGAGACAAGUUUGCCAGGAAGUUUUGUGUGAUACACUUUGUAUGGGGUGCAAAAAAAAAACAUUUUCUAACGGUUAGGACAUGUAAAGAAAAGACCAUUUUAUGGUCAAACAUGGGUGUAUGAGACGAAGUACAAAUGCAUAUGCUUUAG
Molecule: messenger RNA, 1115 nt
Organism: Brassica oleracea var. oleracea
Lineage: Eukaryota; Viridiplantae; Streptophyta; Magnoliopsida; Brassicales; Brassicaceae
Product: transcription initiation factor TFIID subunit 14
Exons: 5
Coding region: 89-931 (280 amino acids)
Biological process (GO): regulation of DNA-templated transcription
Source: RefSeq, a predicted model, not a curated record